AGCAGCGGCGCAGCCUGUGACGCUCGUCACGGUCUGCGUUAUGAGACGGGUUUUGUAAGGCAGUUUCUGCGGUCACUGUAGCUUUGGCAGGCAGGUGAGUUGCAUAAGCUUCGGACCCGGGUUCUCUGUGAGCAGAGGACGGCUUCUCCUCGCCUGGCUCUGGAAGAGGAGCUGCUGCCUUGUGUCGGAUUAGCACUAGCGGACCGAGGAUGUUUCCAGCCAGCAGAUACACACGAAAAGCUCACAGAUGCAUCAGGGCACUGAGAACAUUACAGACAGACCCUGCAGCCCUCCAGCUCUACACCAGCAUCCACAGGAGGACCUGCUCUUCAGUGUCAGCGCCCCGCAUCACCACACACUACACCAUUCAUCCCCGAGAUAAAGAUUCACGAUGGGAAGGCAUCGAAAUGGAGAGGUUUGCAGACGAGGCGGACGUCGUGAUAGUAGGCGGCGGCCCUGCUGGUCUGUCGGCGGCCAUUCGCCUGAAGCAGCUGGCCAAUGAACAAGAGAAGGAGCUGCGAGUGUGCGUGGUGGAGAAGGCCCCUCAGAUCGGGGCCCACACGCUGUCCGGAGCCUGUUUGGAGCCCGGCGCCCUCUUUGAGCUCUUUCCUGAUUGGAAAGAACGAGGGGCACCUCUGAACACCCCGGUGACAGAAGACGUGUUCAGCAUUUUUACGGAGAAGCACAGAAUCCCUGUCCCCAUAUUGCCAGGAUUGCCCAUGCAGAACCAUGGCAACUAUAUCGUGAGACUGGGAAACCUUGUGCGCUGGUUGGGGGAGCAGGCUGAGGAGCUGGGAGUGGAGCUUUACCCCGGUUACGCAGCAGCUGAGGUCCUAUUUCACGAGGACGGAAGCGUUAAAGGCAUCGCCACUAAUGACGUCGGCAUCGCCAAGGACGGCUCGCCGAAGGAUGUUUUUGAGCGAGGAAUGGAGCUGCACGCCAAGAUCACCUUGUUUGGAGAAGGCUGCCACGGCCAUUUAGCCAAGCAGCUUUACAAGCAAUUCAACCUGCGGGAGAACUGUGAACCCCAGACUUACGCUAUUGGCCUGAAGGAGCUGUGGAUGGUGGACGAGAAGAAGUGGCGACCCGGCCGAGCGGAGCAUUCUGUGGGGUGGCCCCUGGACAGACACACGUACGGCGGAUCCUUCCUGUAUCACCUGAACGAGGGAGAGCCUCUGGUCGCCUUAGGCUUCGUGAUUGGUUUGGAUUACUCCAAUCCUUAUUUGAGUCCUUUCAGGGAGUUUCAGCGAUGGAAACAUCAUCCUUUCGUUGCGUCCACGCUGGAGGGAGGUCAGAGGAUUGCUUACGGAGCCCGAGCCUUAAACGAGGGAGGAUUUCAGUGCAUCCCAAAGCUGACGUUUCCUGGAGGGCUGCUGAUUGGCUGCAGCCCCGGCUUCAUGAACGUCCCAAAGAUCAAAGGCACCCACACGGCCAUGAAGAGCGGCAUCCUGGCCGCCGAGGCCAUUUUCCCCAAAGUCACUGCAGAGGACCUGGACUCUCAGACUGCAGGGCUCCACGUCCCCGAGUACAGUGAGAACCUGAAGAAGUCGUCGGUGUGGAAAGAGCUGCAUGCCGUCAGGAACAUCCGGCCGUCCUUCCACAACUACUUUGGCCUUUAUGGCGGUAUGGUGUACACCGGCAUUUUCUACUGGAUGCUGCGGGGAAAAGAGCCGUGGACGCUCAAACACCAAGGCUUGGAUGCUCACCAGCUGAAACCAGCUAAAGACUGCAAACCCAUCGAGUAUCCCAAGCCCGACGGCAAAAUCAGCUUUGACCUGCUGUCCUCCGUGGCCUUGAGUGGCACCAACCACGAGGGGGACCAGCCUCCACACCUGACCUUGAAGGACGACGGCGUCCCCGUGGAAAGGAACCUGGCCAUUUACGACGGGCCGGAGCAGCGCUUCUGCCCUGCAGGUGUGUACGAGUACGUUCCUGUGGAAACCGGAGACGGCAUGAGGUUACAGAUAAAUGCCCAGAACUGCGUUCACUGCAAGACCUGCGACAUCAAGGAUCCCAGCCAGAACAUCAACUGGGUGGUGCCGGAGGGCGGCGGCGGCCCCGCCUACAACGGCAUGUGAACUUUUGAACCAAUCGUAUUCCGCAUUAAGGAGUAGAGAGCUGUCGCUAUGGGCCUGGAGUAUGAACCGUUAACUAUGUAGCCGCCUGAGGGCGCAGAACGUACAACUUUAUAUUUUAAAGUCUGUUAUUAAGCUUGAGAAAACCGGACCAUGUGAACGUAAAGUCCAACCGAUGGGUUCUGGGUUGAGCUCUGUGGGGCAUUUUAAUUCCUGAUGAGGUUUUUUUUUUUUUUUAGCAUUUAACCAGGAAGUGCUUGAUCAACAGAAACGGUUUGAUUUUUUGUAAAACUUGAACAAACUGUAAAUUAAUGUUUGAGGGUUUCUGUUGGCCACUAAUGGAAAUACUGUCUGAUGUCACAGAAAGAAAAUAUUACCCAACA
Messenger RNA from Fundulus heteroclitus (mummichog), 2458 nucleotides. RefSeq names its product electron transfer flavoprotein dehydrogenase (gene etfdh). Gene Ontology annotation, molecular function: iron-sulfur cluster binding; electron-transferring-flavoprotein dehydrogenase activity. The record is from RefSeq and is a predicted model, not a curated record. Gene Ontology annotation, cellular component: mitochondrial inner membrane. Bases 210 to 2078 code for a protein of 622 amino acids. Gene Ontology annotation, biological process: electron transport chain. The transcript is spliced from 13 exons. NCBI's taxonomy places the organism in Eukaryota, Metazoa, Chordata, Actinopteri, Cyprinodontiformes, Fundulidae.